Messenger RNA from Acanthosepion pharaonis, 984 nucleotides. Lineage: Eukaryota; Metazoa; Mollusca; Cephalopoda; Sepiida; Sepiidae. The record is from the annotation of a GenBank genome assembly.
AUGGAGUUCCCCUACACAUCUAUCUAUCUAUCUAUCUAUCUAUCUAUCUAUCUAUCUAUCUAUCUAUCUAUCUCAGUCUGUUCAUAUCUAUCUAUCUAUCUAUCUAUCUCAUUUUUCGUUUCUAUCUAUCUAUCUAUCUAUCUAUCUCAGUCUGUUCAUAUCUAUCUAUCAAUCUAUCUAUCUAUCUAUCUAUCUAUCUAUCUCAUUUUUUCGUUUCUAUCUAUCUAUCUAUCUAUCUAUCUAUCUAUCUCAGUCUGUUCAUAUCUAUCUAUCUAUCUAUCUCAUUUUUUCGUUUCUAUCUAUCUGUCCAAUUUUUCGUUUCUAUCUAUCUAUCUAAAUGUGUAUCUAUGCAUGUAUAUUUUUCUAUUCUCAUCUAUCUAUCACUUUCGAUUUGUUUUAUCUAUCUAUCUAUCCAUCUAUCUAUCUCAUUUUUUAAUUUCUAUCUAUCUAUCUAUCUAUCUAUCUAUCUAUCUAUCUAUCUCAGUCUGUUCAUAUCUAUCUAUCUAUCUAUCUCAUUUUUUCGUUUCUAUCUAUCUAUCUAUCUAUCUAUCUCAGUCUGUUCAUAUCUAUCUAUCUAUCUAUCUAUCUAUCUCAUUUUUUCGUUUCUAUCUAUCUAUCUAUCUAUUGUCUCAUUUUUCGUUUCUAUCUAUCUAUCUAUCUAUCUAUCUAUCUGUGUUCAUAUCUAUCUAUCUCAUUUUUUCGUUUCUAUCUAUCUGUCUCAUUUUUCGUUUCUAUCUAUCUAUCUAUCUAUCUAUCUAUCUAUCUAUCUAUCUAUCUCAGUCUGUUCAUAUCUAUCUAUCUAUCUAUCUAUCUAUCUAUCUAUCUAUCUAUCUCAUUUUUUCGUUUCUAUCUAUCUAUCUAUUGUCUCAUUUUUCGUUUCUAUCUAUCUAUCUAUCUAUCUAUCUAUCUGUGUUCAUAUCUAUCUAUCUCAUUUUUUCGUUUCUAUCUAUCUGUCUCAUUUUUCGUUUCUAUCUAUCUGUCUAA